CAAACUAACACCAUUGAUCUGGAUUGGUGAAUCGUACGAGAAAUUUACGAUUGAAUGAAAAAUUUUGAAUCCCUGUCUCCACCAGAUUGCAUUUAUCAGUUAUCAGUCAGGUUAUAUGUGUGUGCAGUCAAAUUUCUUGAUGUCAGCCGAUUUGCAAGACGCCCAACUGUUGGAAUUUCUUACCGACAACCGCUCAUUAUAAUAUUUUGACUGGAUUUUUUUGUGGAUCUAGUGUGAGGGACUUGUAACUCAUUGUUGAAGACCUGAGCUAACAACAAUGUCAGGGCAUCCAGAUUAUGCACAUAAAGAAGUGGAUAGAAACGAUUUUGUCGGUGAAAACUCUGAUGUACAUUCAGACACCGUACCUCCAGCUGAUCGGCUAGUGAGAGAGAAACAUGAAAAAAGGACAGAAUACUACGAUUACAGCGUUCGAUCUGUUGGCUCCAGUCGCAGUCAUUACCGAAAAAAGCCGAAAAAACAUCGAUCGCACCAACGACAAGACUGGCUGUUCUACCGUGACAAUCCAUAUGAUAAACAAGUACAUGACUAUUGGGCAUUACCCAGAAGACGGAACAUAUUUACCCGACAAUAUGACGACGUGGAAAACCACAAUCCGUAUCUGGUGCCCGGUGAGGUUCUUUACCCGAGAAGGUCUAGUGGUCGGAGCUCCAGUCACAGGUCACACAGCCUAGCACAAGGGAAAGAGGAAAAUCACUCCUCACUCAUUAAAAGACGUGUAAAUCAGGAUUUGGAAGAGGAUUCACUUGCUUUUGAUGGCGGACUGCCCAACCUGGAUGACAGCAACAUUCCUCACAGAAGUGAACUGAAGAAAAAUUCUGGGAGAAAGCUUCUUCCACAAGAUAGCAGCAACAAUUCACAUCGGAGUGAAUUAAAAGUUUACUUCAGAUUUUCAAAAGGCGCCCUGUCAAACGAAACCGCCGGACUUGAUUAUUAUGAAAACGAACCAUACUUGAUUGCGCUGCAAGCCUACUGUCGCGGUUGGUUAACUAGACAAAAAUACGAUCGCCUCAGAGAGGAAAACGAUGCCGUUCGGAUCAUUCAGAGAAAUGCUGAGCGCCUGUUCAACCCCUGGGUUAGGUUGAUGCUUGCCCUAAGACCGCUUCUCAAAUCAAAUCGCAUUGAAGAGGAACUGCUCUAUCUACGCAGUGAGCUCGAACGAUACAAGACCUUAGUGAAAAUGCUGCGGUAUGAGAAUGCGGAAUAUCAGUCCAAGGUCGCAAACCUACUACAGCUGAUUGAACAAAUCAACAGCAAAGGGGCAGGCAACGAAGUGGUCACCAACCUUGUCUCACAGAUGUUGAAGGAAGAGGCUGACGAACAGCAACAUCGUUCAUCCGAACAUUUCCGAGGACAAAUGCUGAAGGAAGAGGCUGACGAACAGCAACAUCGCUCAUCCGAACAUUUCCGAGGACAAGUGAAUGUGCUUGGUGACCGAGUUGAACAUUUGCAACACCUGUUGGCCUUGGAAUCGAGCAAAGUUGAGCGACUUAGCGCCGAGCUAGAGGAUAUGACCACCACCAUUGCCGAAGCCAAGACAUAUGAACGCAACUUGGAGCAUAUGGUUACCCAACUGAGUAGACAACUGGAACAGAAGACCAAGGCUCUUGAGAUUCCAACCCCAUCGGAGACGAAUAAGCUGGAAGUCAAUGGUUCGUAUAAGCCCGAACCGGGAACCCCCGAUAUGGAGCAACAGCUCGUCUCCUAUCGCAUUCUGUUGAGUCAACUCCGGGACUACUUUUCUGCAAAUCCUAAAGCGAUGGCGGCACUGGCAGACAGCCCAUUCCAGCCAGGAAGCGAGCUAGACAUAUUCAAAGAGAGCACACUGGCCCCACAAGUUCUGGUUAAUCUGGAACGUAUUCAGCAGUAUCAGGCGGCAAAAUCUCCUUCACCCACCAAGGAUGAUCGUUCCACGUUUGACGACCUGACAACAAGGAGUGGUGCUAACGAUGAACUAGUGGAGCUCAAGCGACAGCUUUUGGAAGCAGAUAAAAUGCUGUCCGAAAAGUCGGAACAAAUUAAAUCGGAAAUCGAGGACAGGGAAGUUUUAGAGUCUGAAAAUAACCAGCUCCGAAAUCGCAUCAGUGCUCUGGAACGACAGCUCCGUGAUGUUCAAGAAGAUUUUGAUGAGAAUUGUUCCAGGCGAGAUUUGAUGAAUCAGCGUCAAAUGAAGGAAAUGGCGGAACAGCUGGAAGAAGAGGCGCGCAAAGUAGCAUUACUUACACAACAGAACCGAGAUAUGGAACGGGAACUAACAGAACUGCGCAACUUGGCAGAACCAGAAGAAGAGAUGCUGAAUGAUGAAUGGGAAUCAAUGAAAUCUAAACUUCGGGCUGAUGUGUCUCAUUACAAACGAUCCUUGGAGCUAUUACAAGAGGAAUUCGAUCAGUUCCGCCGCCAGAAUGAUCCACAAAAAACACGCGAAGAGCUGAAUGAGAAGGAAGAAAGAAUAAAUCUACUGGAACGUGAGAAACAACAAUGGCGUCUGGAAAUGGAAGUACUACAGGUCAAGCUGCAGAAUGCUACCAGCCUUUUGGAAGAUACCGAAAACAGAUUGAAAUGGGCCACAAGAGAAAAAACUGCCCAGGUACAUCGGCUACAGCAACUGGAAGGUGAACGUGACGAGGCAAUUCGGGAGGCAGCGACAAUUGCAGGUCGUGCGAGUGCGGAAAAAGAAUCUACUGCAGCAAAAGUGCGUGAAUUUGAGGAACUCCGGAUUGAACGAGACGGUCUUCGUCGAGAGUUGACAGAACUGAAACAAACUUUGGCCGGAUGCACUGCCGAAACGACGGCGGAAAAGCGACAGUUGCAAGCCCGAUUACGCGAGUUGGAGGUUGAUUUGCAAACUGCGCAAUCUUCAGAGGUGGAACUUAAGGCCAGCAGCCACAGAAGCCGAUGGAAAAUUGAUGCCCUCGAGGAUCAGCUCAGCAAUGCAAUGCGUCGUGUGGCAAACCUGGAGCGUCGUAAUACUGACCUGGAAGCAGAAGUGGUUCGAGCUAAGGCCGAUCUGACUGCGUCGCGGGAAGCUGUUACUCUUAAGAGGGCAUCAAGAAGCCGAAUGGCCGACGAGUGGAUUCAAGGAAUUCGUGACGAUAGCAAUACGGAGGACGAGGAUAAGGUCUAUUCCCCUAGCAGUGGUUUGAGCAGGAUAGAUGGUGGAUUUGAUAACUACAGCGAGUCAUCUACAUCCCCGAGAUUGAGAAGCCGUGCUCCUAAUUCUCUACGUCCAGGCUCUCUCUACAGAUCAACUUCAUCCAUUUUCAGGCCGCUGAGCAGUGGCGAAGGCCGCACACAUCCCAGCAUGGAUCGUUUCCUGGAAACUCGUGCUUCAGUCCACAGUCUUAAUAAAUCAGACAACAGUACAUCAAAUUUAACCAGGACGCAUCGUUCUUCAUGUGAGAAUCCGCCAGUGACACAUGGCAAGGUCAAUGGUGAUGGGGGUGAUUUGACUCCCGUGGCACAUGGCACAGCGACACCGUUCAAAUCACUUACGACUCAGGCCGGCGCACGUGAACAACGGUCCAGACGAGCCCAAAACCCGACUGAGGAUAGCGAUUGUUGAGGAUUCCGGAGCACAAAACGCCCCCAGAGUGUACAUAACCACGUAUAUACACAGAAAAGAAUACUAGCUAAUGAUCUACUCCUCCAUUGCCUAACCGAGAUACAUUUCAAAAAGACCUGUGAUCCACCAGUCCGAUGGAUGCGUGUGUGUGUGCGUUUUUAAAGUUUAUAUCAGAGUAUGUACCUGCUAACCAUUAGACCAAGACAAAGCUGUUGUUUCCUGCCCGAUGUCGAUCCAGUCCGAAAAUAUACC
Opisthorchis viverrini is the source of this 3832-nucleotide messenger RNA. RefSeq lists its product as hypothetical. The transcript has 17 exons. Lineage: Eukaryota; Metazoa; Platyhelminthes; Trematoda; Opisthorchiida; Opisthorchiidae. Gene Ontology annotation, molecular function: protein binding. The record is from RefSeq and is a predicted model, not a curated record. Bases 278 to 3580 code for a protein of 1100 amino acids.